Messenger RNA from Alternaria novae-zelandiae, 2982 nucleotides. RefSeq lists its product as uncharacterized. The transcript has a single exon. NCBI's taxonomy places the organism in Eukaryota, Fungi, Ascomycota, Dothideomycetes, Pleosporales, Pleosporaceae. The record is from RefSeq and is a predicted model, not a curated record. The coding region runs from base 1 to 2982 and encodes 993 amino acids.
AUGGAGAGCACACGACAAUUACGUCCUAAGGACUGCGUUAUCCCAUUCGGUCCCUACAAGAACCAAACGCUGGACCAGAUCUAUCAAUCCGACUCAAACUACAUUCGCCAGCUCAUGAACACUGUGGACGAUCUUCGACCGUGGCCCGAACUUCAUCGGGUUAUAUCAGGGAUCAAAGUUCGGCAGCAUGAUAACGACAAAGAAAACACCAAGCGUCAAUCACCCCAAACACGAUCGGCUCUCGAAGACAUUCAUACCGUAGUGACUGGAUCAUCAUAUCUGCCCAAGAGUAUACUUCGCCCCUCUGUUCGCACGCCAACAUCAUGUAUUGCUACUGCUCCUGAGAUCAACGCGCGGUCCAACGAAACAGUUCAUCCGUACAAGAUUGCUCAGCAAGAUCAACGCCAAUCGAGCUCUCGUAUAACUCAAAGGCGGAACACACCCACACAAGCCAGCACUUCGAAAUGUUCGGUGACCAAGCCAUCGUCCGCCACUGUCACUAUCAACCCAGAGCGGGCCGGAUCGAAUCGCCCCGAAUGUCCAGAAAUGGUCAACCAAAAGGGUCCAUAUUCGUCGGUCACCGCAUCUCUACCCGUUCCUGGUGCCUUUCCAACAAUAGAUGAUGACUUACCGCAUGGAAGAGACGCGCGAAAGAAGUCAAUUCCGAUCCAGGCGACGUCAGGUCCUUCCCACGUUACGAAGCAGCCAAAAUUCGCCCGUUCUUCGUCUGCCUGGUCUUCCAUGGAGGAGCGGGUCAGAUCACCGAAAGGUAGCGCCAAGUCGACCGACCAUCCGAUUACCGAAGAACACUGUGAUUCGAUGCUGUCUAGGCCUUCACAGACAUCCGAUGCUGAUCCUCCCAUUGGAAUUGACGACUACAAUACUCGACGAACAAAGGCGCAGUCAGUCGACAGAGCUGACCCUAUGCAGUCAUGCGACGUUAAUGUUACUGGCCAACCCAGUCGGCAAGAAGCUGAACAUGUCAACGUCAUCAACCGAGAGCCAACGGUAUCACCUGUAGGCCUGCGACGAGCAAGACAUGACACUCACGAGGUGGAACCGAGAAAGAAACGUCGAAUGACCAGCUUGGAAGCCGUCGAAGACAUUCACAGCCAUGUUAGUAAUUUGCAGAUGCAGCUUCAGUCUACCGGUGGCUGGCUGUUCCAAAAGACAGACGACUCAGUCACGCGCGCUGCAUCAAAAUUGGAGACUAAAGUCGAAACGGCAACCACCGAGAUCCAUGGCCAGAUACGCGACUUCCAAUCCCAGAUCAGCACGCAGGUUCGAGAGAACUGUGCAUGGUUACGUGAUCAGGUCGUGCCAGCUAACCAGAAUCUCACCAGUCUGUAUGCACACAUCUCGACCCAGUCCCAGAACCAAUCGGAUAUACGCAUGGCGCAGACCAACAAACUCAACACUUCGAUCAAGGCGGCAAGUGGCCAUAUCCAGUCGCGGUUACGAAAGAACCAGAAGCGUCAGAACGUUCAGUUCAUGGAUGUAAGAUCUCGCCUAAAAGGACUACGGGGUGAGCUGCAAAGAGUCGAGGCAACCAUUCAGCAUCAAGGAAGCCAAAUUCAAGCCGGCCUUUUGUCCAACUCAUCCAUGUUGGCACAAGAACUGAGGCUGGUUCAGAAAGGCCAGGAAACCUCGACACAACAACUGCAAGACAUCCACGACAGAUCUCUGCCCACCGUAUCUAGUCUAGCGGUCAAUCCAAGUACCAUGAUGACCAUGAUACAAGGUAUCUACGGCCAGCUAAGCCCUGGCUCGGCUCUUGGAGAUCCGCCGGCAGAUGAACGCACCCUCUACCAGACCCUUAGCACGAUCGAAAAGACAGUGGAGAGACUCGAAACUCAUUGGAUACCAACCUCGGAAGAUGCCACUGAGCAAGCAUCAGGACUGGCUCGAAGUGAGGUAUCCGGCAAGAUCUUAACAAUGGUGGAGCAGAUUCACAGUCAGUUGGCCAGGGGCGACAGCCUCGUUGAGGAAUCGAAUGUUAUGACUUUGGAUGCGCCAAAAGGUCAGCUUGCUCAGUCCACUGGUGCUCAGUCUCUCUCACCAGAAGUUAUCCAAAUGAUGGAACAACAUCAUAUGGCUGUGCUCGAGCGGUUUGAGCUUCUCGGGCAGCAAGUAGCUUUCACCUGCCCCGAGUCUAGUCAAAGUGGCGUCGAAGAGAUCGAUUUUCUACUCGUCCAGAUCGAAGAUGCUCGUCGUGUUGAGAGCCAGAUUGAACUUCACAUCAUCGGAGACCUAGAAGCCCAGCUAGCCCACGAACGGGUCGUCAACACGAAGUAUCUGGUCAACGCAGCAGUCCAACGAGGUCGCAACAGGAUCUCCUUAGUUGAUGUAGCGCCAGCGGAGCAGUUCUGUGAAGAUGAUGGCUCAUGGCUUCGCCCGUGGGAAGCAAUCUCCGGGGUAAUGGCGGAAGCUGAGGCUCUCUUUGCCGAAUCUGAUCGACGGCACCUGGCACAUGAGCUUCACUGUGAAAGACGCCGCAAUGCUUUGAGAGAAACGCGGUUGCAAUUCAUGCCCAAGCGGAUCGAUAUAGCCAUCGAGUGGGAUCUUGAACUCGUCGAGUCGCAAGCCGAGUAUAUUCAGCUCCUCACAAAUCAUGCCCCUAUUUGCCCUGCGGACAAUACUUCGCUCGCACUACCUGUCGAUGCUUUGGGACAUACCCUUCCAUCUGCGCUUCGUGCAGGUGCCCUUGGGCGAGAUCUUCCUUCCGCGCUGGACCUUGCUACUGAUCUCUUCACGUUGCAAGCUCAGAACGCUGUGCGGACAGAAGCAGAGAGGGUUCACGAAGACGACUCUGCACGUCUUUUUAAAGGUCUUGAGGGUAUGCGGAAGUAUCUCUCCAUGCUUCAUGGGCGGAGUGAUCUGGUAUUGGUGAAGAGAGCGAUAGAGAAUUUGCAAGCGGGGAGGGAGUGGAACAGCGACAAUUUGAUGGGGGAGCUGAGCCUUGAGAGCACUGUCGACACGUGA